Malassezia restricta is the source of this 654-nucleotide messenger RNA. RefSeq names its product universal stress protein. Bases 1 to 654 code for a protein of 217 amino acids. The transcript has a single exon. The record is from RefSeq and is a predicted model, not a curated record. Lineage: Eukaryota; Fungi; Basidiomycota; Malasseziomycetes; Malasseziales; Malasseziaceae.
AUGUCGAACAACUCGCAGCAGGACUUUUUCGGCGUUGAUCACCAGACUUCAGAUCAUGGUUCGAUCACGCCCGGUGCCCCAGUGCACAACAUUGCCCAGACACCUGUCAUGGAGUCGGGCAACCCCUUCGACAAGCUGACGAUCCCCUCGGAGGCUCGCAACCAACAGAUUGUUGGUCACCCCGGUGAAUCUGUGGCUGAUGACAAGUUCAAGAUUCUUCUCGCUAUCGAUGGUACUGAAGCUGGUGACCUUGCUUUCAACUACAUUAUGGGCAAGCAUGCUUUCAGUUCGAAGGAUUGCCAAAUUUUCCUUACUACUGUUUUGCCUGCCAAUGUGCUCGGUGGCCCUUGGAUAUCUGGUCCCCUUACUAUUGAUAGUAAGAAGCAAAACGAGCUCCUUAGGCAGCUCCGUCACCAGGCUGUGGAGCGCAUGAACCCUUACCGCAAGAAGCUCCAAAGCCUUGGUUACGAUGUGACUAUGCACGUUCUUCAUGGUGAGGCGCGUGCUUCGCUUCUCAAGGUGGUUAGCUACCACAAGUGCGACCUUGUCGUCAUUGGUAAGCGUAACCGCGGUUGGAAGAAAGGUCUCAGCAGCGGUACGGUGUCGUCCUACCUGGUGAGCCACUCGCCGGUCCCUGUUCUCGUGGUGAAGUAA